This is a messenger RNA of Boleophthalmus pectinirostris (great blue-spotted mudskipper), 8851 nucleotides long. RefSeq names its product RIMS-binding protein 2. The coding region runs from base 349 to 6012 and encodes 1887 amino acids. Gene Ontology annotation, biological process: neuromuscular synaptic transmission. The record is from RefSeq and is a predicted model, not a curated record. Gene Ontology annotation, molecular function: protein binding. Lineage: Eukaryota; Metazoa; Chordata; Actinopteri; Gobiiformes; Gobiidae. The transcript has 29 exons.
AAAGCAGCACGGCUGUGUAUGUGGAGUAGCGUGUCUGUGAAUGUGUCACAGCCUAACAUAAACAAACCCCCAAAGGCUCCGAAAACCCUCAGCUCUCUACUGUACAACAGCAAGUGUGUGCAAACUUUAUAAACGUAUCGCAAAGAUUCAACGGCGCUACGCGAAGAGUGACCGGAUAGUUGGGCUUUCUCUGCUCAUAAACAUGACUUUGUUACACACGAGGAAACUUGCAAGUAACCCUGACUCCACCUGACUGCAUGCUGCAUGUGUGUUCUGGUCAUCCAUCACCUGCACUCAUCUCUAUAAAGAUCUUUAUUUCUUACUUUAAAUGUUGUUCUGUGUGGCAUUAUGAAGAACAAAAGAGAUAACCCUCAAAUGCUGUCUUGUAACAAUCCAUACCAGGACCACUAUGGGAGAGAGUUGAGUAAGCUUCAGGCUGCAUUGAAGGCUGAGGAACUCCUAUCACAGCAGAUUCACCAAAACCUCAGAUUGGAUCUACAACACCUCCGUGAAGAAGCAGAGAAGCGACUGCACAUUGCCCUGUUAGAAUUUAUGUCUAAACGUGUGUGCCAAAUAGAAAGAUCUUGCAUUAAACCCGGACGAAGAGAGAAACACCACUUUAAAAGUAACCAGGACCACCAAAAUGUAACAUGCACAAGACUAGAGCAGCUGCUGAAGAUAUAUGACAAGAUUAACCUUGAGACUGCAUACUCUGAACUGCAUCAUAGGCAAGAAUUAGACCUAGAAAAGGCACUGCUGCUUUGCCACGUGCUUGAAACUAAUGACAAAUUGUUAUCACAAAGGCAAGGACAUCCCAGUGAUAGUGGAAUAAUCAAGCAGAUUUUAACAAAGAUUCAAGACAUUGGCCAAUUAAAGAGACAUGUAACUUAUUCCAGAGUUAAGACAACAGAACUCUAUUUUAGAUCAGUCAAGAAGAGAACAGAGCAGAGACGUCUGCGGCACUAUCCAGGGGGUGCCUCCAUUACAGAGAGAGGCACCUGUCCAAGAAAUGAUCUGAAAAUUUGUCAGCUGGGCGACGCUCCCCAUGUUGACGGGAGGAACUCAGCCUUUCACAGCACUGAAUCCUCGGGGUCAGACAGGUCACUGCCCUCCCAAUGUGCGGAAACAAACAUGGAGAAUGGCACUGACUACAACAUCUUGGUUCGUCAGAACUCAGAGCUGUUGCGAGCACUUGAUGCUCUGGAGAAGACUUGUGCGACACUGAGAGAGGAAAAUGGUUUGCUGCGGAAGAGCAGUGCCCCUGAGACUGAGGAGAAGGUCAGGAGGCUGAGGAGGAAGAACACAGAGCUGGCUGUUCUUGCUAAAAGACUGGAAGACCGAGCGAGGAAACUACAAGAGGCGAAUCUCAGAGUGGUGAAUCCUCCCCUGAUGAGGCCAGGGUCAGUGGAGCAGUACAAACGUGCCUUUGCCCGUCAAAGAGCCCGAGAUCUGGCCCAACACGCGGAUGUGCUGCUGUGUAAAGACAAGGAGAUAGCCUCUCUGCAACAAGAGUGCAGGGACCUAGAGGCACAGCUAGGAACCACAAAGAGGUCCCCUGUUUCAUGCGGGGAGAUUGAAAAGCUGCUGAGAGAGUCCCAGAAAGAAGUGCUGCGGCUGCAAAGGCAACUGUCAGUUACAUCUUGUAGGCAACAACACAGCCCAGUCCCACCUGAUGACGCAGUGCAGUGUGGGGGCACUGAGAAACGAGACGAGGAAAAGAAGGUUGUCGGUGAAACCCCUUUUGUUGCUUUUGAUGAAGUUUCACAAAGAAAUGAGAAAACCCCCAGAGAGGAGGAGGAGGAGUUGGGGCAGCAUUUGACGCCCGUCCCGGGCCUCAGCCCGACCCCCUCCCAAAAGGAGGAGCAGCCUCAGGACCACCUACAUUUUCUGGAAAGUGAACUGAGUAAGAAAAGAAAAGAAUGUGAAAAUCUCGAGCAUGAAGUAAAAAAGCGACAAAGAAGAUGUCUAGAUUUGGAGAGCCAGCUUGAAGAGGAGCGAUGUAAAAAUGAGCAACUAACAGAGGAGACAGAUCUCCUCCGGAGGAAGGCACAGCUGCUCUACCAGACUCAGACUGAAAAUGAGGAGCUGAGGGAAGAUCUCUCUGAAGUGACUGCUCAACACAAUUCAGUUCUCGAGGAGAACCAAAGACUCCGUGCCAAACUGGAGAACUUAGAGCAGGUCCUUAAGCAUAUGCGAGAGGUUGCUGAGAGAAGGCAGCAGCUGGAACUGGAACAUGAGCAGGCACUGGCAAUCCUUAAGUUCAAACAGGAUGAAAUCAAACGAUUACAGAGGGCUCAGUUAUUUGCCAAAAGGGAACAUGAAGGAGUUGUUCAAAUGUUGGAGGACUUGGUUCAGCUUGUGUUGGAGAGAGAGCUGUCCAAGGUCCGGGAUCUGGAGGAGAAAUGUCGUGGACAGAGCGAACAGUUCGGCCUGUUAUCCCAGGAGCUGGAAAAGUUUCGGAUGCAGGCUUCAAAAGUGGACCUGGCUGCUUCCGCUCUCCCCAACAACCCCUGCCUCUCUGUUCUGACCAAUGGACUAGGCCUCACUGCUGACAGGGAUGUGGCAGCUGCUCUUGGCAGUGGGGCCACUCCUCAUGCUGCAGGCCUGUCCCGGGUGCAGCGGUCUCCUGUUACGAAGCACAGAGAGCUGCCCACCAUCAGCGUCAGCAAGUCCCUCUCUUCCUCCAGCAAGUCUGAAGCCACACGCCUCACCCCAAAAUCUGACACUCAUCUCAGCCCUCACAAGUCAAGCCCUACACAUGAGGUGGAUACAGCCAGUGAAGUUGAGGAGUUGGACAUUGAUGUUGCCCCAGCGCCUUACACUGUCAACAGGGGGGCAUCUAAACUUCAAGUUUUUAUUGCACGAUACAGCUACAAUCCUUAUGAUGGUCCCAAUGACAACCCUGAGGUGGAGCUUCCACUCACUGCAGGAGAAUACAUCUAUGUGUAUGGAGACAUGGAUGAAGAUGGCUUCUAUGAAGGAGAACUUAUGGAUGGCCGCAGAGGGCUGGUCCCCUCUAACUUUGUGGAGCGUGUUUCAGAUGAUGAAGUUAUUGGUUCUCAUCAUCCAGAGACUGUGGAUAUCUCCCAUAAUUCUCUGCUUGACAGCAGCCUGCACAGUGCCAGCCACCAGCAUUACCUCCAUACUGGAGUUAGCGCCUCCCAGAGGACAGAGGCCUCCGCUGCUCCCGGUCCUGCGUACACCCCUGUAGAUCCUGCAUUGGCCUUGGCAGUACCGGCCCCUCUCACAAAUGGGCUAGACCUGGACUUUGAGGAGGUGGGAGUGGACAUUGUGCCUUACCCACGGAAGCUCACCCUUAUCAAGCAGUUGGCCAAGAGCAUCAUCAUUGGCUGGGACCCUCCAUCGGUACCUGCGGGGUGGGGGAACGUUCUGAGCUAUAACGUGUACGUGGACCAGGAGCUGCGGCUCAAUGUGCCCUUUGGUUCCCAGAACAAAGCUGUGCUGGAGCGUUUGGACAUAAACUUGAAGACCUACCGUGUGUCUGUGCAGAGUCUGACGGAGAAGGGGCCGUCUGAUCAGCUGCAAUGUAGCAUGCUGGUGGGCCGUGAUGUAAGUGUGGCACCAACUCAGCUGAAUAUCGACAGAGUCACUGCCACCACGGCCAACCUGAGCUGGCUGCCCAGCAACAGUAACUAUGUGCACAUUGUGUCCUUGAAUGGAGAGGAGUAUGAACUGGUAAAGGCUGGCUGCUACUCUCUGUGCCUCACAAACCUCUGUCCAAGCCUGCAGUACACAGUCAAAGUGGAAGCACGGCCACACCGCACCCCCUGGGAGUUACCUGCGGAGCGCCGUGAACACAGGGUCACCACUGUCACCUUCAAAACACUGAUGGCAGGUCCUCCUGAUGCUCCUCUGGAUGUCCAACUGGAACAGGGGCCUUCUCCGGGCAUUGCUCUCAUCAGCUGGUUGCCAGUUACCAUUGAUGCGGCUGGAACAUCUAAUGGAGUGCGUGUCACAGGGUACAGCAUCUAUGCUGACAAGAGAAAGGUGCUGGAGGUGUCAUCCCCCACCGCAGGCAGUGUUCUGCUGGGCCCGUCUCAGAUCCAGUCUCUGCAGGGAGCUCGGGAGCUGACUGUGCGCUCCAUGUCUGCUCAUGGGGAGUCAUGUGACUCUCUGCCAGUGAUCCUACCCUUUAAGAUGGAUACCCUUCUGACAGGCCCCCCUAUCACCCCUCCUGUUGUGCUACCACCUCCCUGUGUUCCAGUCUCCCCCUGUAGCCUUCCAUCCCCUAGUUUCUAUGGAAAUGCACCUGCCAAUGUAUCCAUGCUGCCCAGUACAUCGCUGCCAAACACACAAGCCACUAGUCAUGUGGUGGAACCUUUUGCCAAUCAGCCCAAUGCUCUGGCUCCUGAAGAUCCCUGUCCCAUGUAUGUGCAGGCUUGGGCCAACCCCUCAUCAGCUGCUGCCUUGGCUAUAGGUGACUCAGUGUUACCAGCAGCCUCCAACUCCCCUCCAAUGGUUAGUGUGAGAUCACCCAUUACCAGAAUGCCUACACAAGGAGCAGUCCUCUCAGCGGCAGCGCUGGUGCAGAGCAGAGACACUGACAGCCCUGGGCUCAUACGCCCUUUCCCGUCCAUAACAGAGUUCAUCGAGGACCCCUGUGCCAAGCUGGAGCCCAUUCCACCCCCGCCAAAAGCCACAACCACAGACCUCCUCUGUCCUAAAGACAUCCGGCUCCUGCGGCCCCCCAGUACCUCCCCUCUGGACUCUGAGGUAGAGGAGGAGCAGGAAAACACACGCCUGGUGUCCAUAGAAGAGUUCUUAAGGCAAGAUCAGGAGCCAGCCAGUAACACAAGGCAGCAGACUUAUGGGAAGGGUCUUGUAGAACCCCUCAGUGAUUACCAUGCCGAUAACAGCCGUUCAGACUUGUCAGACAUCUUGGAGGAAGAAGAGGAAGACCUGUCCUCUGACCAUCUUGGAGAAACACAAACUAUGGGAUACAUAGCUGCUGCUAACAGACUAAAAGAGACCAACCCAGUCUCUCCAGGAGAAGCUGGGCCAUCAUGGCGAGACCAGGCACCACAACUUUCUAAAUCCACAGCAAAGCACAACAGGCUCCCAAAAGGUUGUAUUGAAUCACCAAAGGCCAAAGGCGGCUGCAGCACGCGCCUCUUUGUGGCACUGUUCUCUUAUGAUCCUGCCUCCAUGUCCCCUAACCCCGGGGCUGUAGAGGAGGAGCUGCCCUUUAACGAAGGACAAAUCAUCCAAGUGUUUGGGGAUAAAGAUGCAGAUGGAUUCUACCAUGGGGAGUGUGCUGGACGUGUGGGCCUGGUGCCUUGUAAUAUGGUGUCUGAAAUCCAAGUGGAGGAUGAGGAGACACGACAGCACCUCCUGAAGCAGGGCGCUCUGUCCACAGUGGGCACCAUAGACAAAUUAGAACCCAACGAGCCCCCAGCAGUGGCAGGUGAGAGCAGGGCUGUCGGGGGUGUGGCUGCUCCAUUACUUAACCCUGGUCCAGAGACCCGCAAGAUGGUGGCCAUUUUUGAUUAUGAUCCCAGAGAGAGCUCUCCCAACACAGACAUAGAGGCUGAGCUGACGUUCAGUGCAGGAGACAUCAUACAUGUAAUGGGAGACAUGGAUGAAGACGGCUUUUUCUAUGGGGAGCUGAAUGGACAGAGGGGCCUGGUGCCAUCAAACUUUCUGCAGGCAUUACUGGAGUCCAACUCAGCUGCUCCACCUCCUCCAGAUCCCAAAAGAGAGUCCCAGGCUCCUGAGAUGAGUUACCUACAAGAUCUAGAGCCUCCAGCCCCACAGGAAGCACACUGCACAGAUACAGAAGCUCCUCGCCCAGACCAGAUGAAAGAGGCCCCAGGACCGGUCGCAGAACAGGCCCCUGAGCCAGUUACUCCUGCAGUGGAGCUGAUGGAGGCCCUUCCUGAUGCAGUCCCUGCUCCACAGGGAGACAGCCCCAUACAGGCCAAGAAGAAGAAGAGCUUCUUCUCUAAAGGCAAGAGACUCUUUAAAAAGCUGGGCUCCAGUAAGAAAGAAUAAGUCCAACUAACAGAAAGCACUUUUACAAGUUUUGUUAGUGUUCAAAAUAUCACUAGUAAAUCUGCUGCUAAACCCAAAAAAUGUUUUGUUCAAAUGCUUGAUAAUAUAAACAAAACCUGGUCAAAAGUCACAAAUGAUUUACCAUUAGAGCUCAGUACUCAUGCUAAAGCCACUUUAUUUAAAAACUAAAGAAUUACAAACAGCAGUCUGUAUUUUCCAUGUGGCACUGUCCUGGUAGUCUUGUGGUCCAUGUUAUUUACACUAAUGCUAUUUAUUUAUUAUAUAAUAUAGAACAACUUCCUUUAUAUGUGUCAGAGCCUGGCCUGUUUGACUCUUGUUGUUCAUCUCUGACUGUGCAUGUGCACUGUGCAGUAGUUAUAGUGAAUGGUGAAUGAGAGGCCUGUGAGUGACAGCUGCAGUCUUAUGAUUACAUUUUUUCUGACAUGAUUAUUUAAGAGUGUUUAAAUUCAAAAUAUUUUAUUUAAAAUGCUUCAGAAAAGUUUUAUGAGGGAAAAACUAUAAAAGUGUGUAUCUAUUGUCUUCCUCUCAUAUUAUGAAACCCACAUAGUUUUGAGGGGUUUUCCUGAAGGUGCCCCUCUCCAGACACUUCUUUGGGCUGACACAAAUAGAGUGAAGUCACAAUACUUACCUGUGUUUGUUCAAUUCAGUAUAUACACAUAUAUCCAUAACUGACAGUUUUUCUGACAUCAGUAUAUUAAUACAUUAGACAUAUUCAUUUGUUAGGAUCAGGGCACCAGGUUUAGGUUAUAAUAUGGUCUUUUGUUUCAAUGGCUGUUUCAUUAACAGAUGUUAAAUCCAAGUAUCAGCUUCCAUUGUUUGUUUCUCACUCAUGUGGGAGGAUUAGCAAUAUAAAAGUGAAAUGCAGCUAGCAGCAGUGUUGUGAAGUGGUGUGAAUGCGUGAGUCUGUGUGGUUGUUUCUCAGGUUUACUUAUGCCAAGCCGCUCUUCAAACCUGGCUGCCAUAACCUGCGGCAUAUGCCAAAAUCUUAGGUGCUUUGACUGUCAAAUGUAAAAAACAACUUAUUCAAUGCUGAUCCUCUAGAUUUAGGCAUCAUUAAAGCUGCACUAUGCAACUUUUCUGCCAGAGGGUUUCCAUGGACAUUUGUUUGCUUUGUCUGGAAUGUUCCACAGUAUGGCAUUAACACUUGUCUUGCAUUUAUUCAAUUACAUGUGUUUUUAAUUAUUAAGUCCAAAAAUACUGAAAAACAAACAUUCUUACGGCAGACCCUUGACCAGAAAAGUUACAUAUAGUACUUUUGGAUACAUACAAGAAAGGAAGAUGUAUGUAGUAGUUUAUUUGAUAGAUUAAAGGAAUUUUUAGAAGUGGUAACUGAGGCCAGAAUGUACUGUAGAAAGUUUUUGUUUUUAUUUCUCACACAAGGGGAAUCUACUUCUGUGUGUACUGUGUACUGUUGUUUUCUGGCCUUCAGUGAAUAUGGACUUCCACCUGUUGUAUAGUACCAUAUGUGGGGCCUUUGUGCCUCAGUCUAUGCCCCUGCAGCUAGUACCACACCAUAGCUUAAACGUUAGCCUUAUAUAACGAGACCUUCUUUAGUCUUGUAUAUAUGUGUGUGUAUAUAUAUAUAUAUAUAUACAUAUAUAAUGACUAUAUGUAUAUAUAUACGACUAUAUCUGUGUGUGUAUGUGUGUGUGUGUGUGUGUGUAUAUACAUAUAUAUAUAUAUAUAUAUAUAUAUAUAUUAUAUAUAUACAGGAAGUGACUGCAAUGUUGAACUCAUGUUUGGCCUUAUUUAGGACGUGUUUGUGUGUUGAAGGCUGAUUGGUUUGAAUUAUUUGACUGAAAAAUGCAGUGAAAGAAGCUGAGUGUUACGCUCUGUUUUUACACUAUUUGCUAACUAGGUUUGAAUGUGCUGUAUUUUAUAUAGCACUUAAAAAGGUUUGUUAUUUAAUUGUUUAUGUUACUUUUGUAUCAUACUACUUUUAUUACACUUUUGGAAGUUUAUUGUAAAUACUUUGUAAAUAAUUUAUAAAUGUUUUUUGCAUGUGUCCAUGAAGCAAGUUGCACAGAGGACUUAACUUGAAGUUGUGAUGCUUUAUUUAAAUAUGACAUUUUUUACAGAAUUAAAUGUAUAUUUUUACAUGAAACAUUUUAUCUCCAUUAUUAUAUUGGUACAGUAUUUACAAUAUACAAUUCAGCACAACCAGGUGAUGCCGAUCUGCUCUGCCGUACACGUCCCAUGUGAACACACAGACACUGUGGGCAGUGCACAGCUGAGAGACCAAGCAGCUUCCUCUUCUUCAUUUCCUGUGCGCAGCCUCGGUGCGUCCCUGCAGCCAACAGUACACUCAUCCAUAAAGUAGGAAACACUACACUGUGGCCUGGAGUUUAGUAGUGCUUUCUACUUUAUGGAUGACUGCACUGUACUUCCAUGGUUCUUCUUCUUCUCUCUUCUUCUUGAGCACCUGCUGUCGCUCCACAGCUGCACAGCUGCACCCACAGCCCCACCCAGACCCACUGUCAAGCACUAGAGCGAAAACUGACAUUUUCAGCUCUACGCACCACAGUCAAUACACAGUUCCUCAUUUGUCUAUUAAUAUUUGCAUGUGAAGGCUAAAUUUGACAAUAGUUUAAACACUGGCUUUACCAUUUUCCCUUUUCUUUCCCAAAUCUCAAAUUAACUGAAUUAUUAAAAAAGUGAACCAAUCCAAAGAACAGCUUGAGGAAGGGUUUGAGGAAGCCAUUUUGGCGGCCAUGAUUACAUUUUUUUUCUAAGUCUCACCCCAAUUGUUACACAUUAUACACUGAGUCUAAAGUGUAAAUUGUUUUUUUUUUGUAUUAAUAUAAUGAUAAAAUAAAAU